Molecule: messenger RNA, 1983 nt
Organism: Kluyveromyces marxianus DMKU3-1042
Lineage: Eukaryota; Fungi; Ascomycota; Saccharomycetes; Saccharomycetales; Saccharomycetaceae
Exons: 1
Coding region: 1-1983 (660 amino acids)
Molecular function (GO): guanyl-nucleotide exchange factor activity
Source: RefSeq, a predicted model, not a curated record
AUGACUUCUAUGCAGUAUACACUAGCAAGUCCAAUUGAGUUUUUAUCUCGGCUCCUUGAUAGAAAAAUCAAUGAAUCUGUAGGGGUUACAGAGGAGACUGUAGAUGAUAUUCAAAGAAGAUAUUUGUUCAUGGAAUUUAUCAGCUCUGAGACUGAAUACUUAGAAAUGCUUAAGUUGUUUGAACAAACCUAUUUGGCGAAGCUUAACAGGUCGGACCAUUUAGCCUGGCAAAUGACUUACAGAAUAGUACAGAACCUUGUCAGCGGUCAUGAUAAGCUCUUGCGCAAGGUUUUCGAGUGGCUUGAGUUACCAAUAUCUGUGGAUGACAAUAAAGCAGAGAUCAAUUGGGAAUUACAUGUGUCUCAAAUUGGUGACAAAUUCCAAUCACUAGAAUCGUUAUCGGGGUUCAUUCAAGUUUACGUCCAAAAGCUAUUAGAAUUGGAACCACACUAUAAGGACUAUGUUUACCAUUAUUCUCUUUGCAACACCUUCAAGAAACAUGGUAUCUUCAAUGCCAAAUUGGUGAAGCAGCUAUCCCAAAUGGAGCCAAUGUUGAAGAAAUUUCAACAACAACGUCUCAAUUCACAAUCAACGGAUUUAUUCAGAAGAAAUAUAUCAUUUGAAUCUUUAAGACAUCUCCCUGUUGCUAGAUUGGGUCAUUAUAAGGUGUUUUUUGACUCCUUCUUAAAAUCUACUGAAGCAUUUCCUUCUCAAACAAGUGGCAGAAACUCAGCAAGCACAAACCAAAGCCGUUCUGACGUGCAAAGUGUGGUUGCUCAGAUUAGCCCAAGACCUACUGCAUCAUUCAGCGACGAUUAUUCUUUCACAGAUAAUUUGGAGGUAUUUAAAGUCUGCAUAAUGUCAGUACAACAUAUGCUUUUGAGGAUAGAUGGUGUCAAUUUCUCCAACAUAGUUGACAAACAAACACAAAGAAUAUCGACAAAACUUAAAUUCAAGUAUCCCGAAGAGUAUGUCCCAGUGUCUGCAUUAGGAAUUCCACAUUUAACGGGAAUAUUGAAUACUGUUUGGGUUGAGGUAAGUGAAAGUCAGAAAGUAUGGACUAAUACUGUUAGAUCCAUUGAUUCAUGGAGGAGAAAGAAAACCCUGUAUCCAUAUUUUGUACCAAAGGGUAAGCAACUUGGGGCCUUUUUAUACAAGUCAUAUUUGAUAUUAGCAAGAAUCCCUAUGGUCUCUGUGAACGACCUUCAAAACCAACCCGUUGAUACUCAGUGGUCGAUCAAAUUUGCCUUACCUUUAACGAAUUGUAAAAUAAUUCCAAUUGACAAGGAACAAAACAAAUAUAAUGAAAUUGGGUUACAGGACGAUCUAGAACCAAAUAUCAAGCUGUUUAAAUUAGAAUGGUUUUUGUAUGGCGAUGUGUUUGAGACCAUUUUUGUGUUUGACAAUUACUAUGAUUAUAACCAAUGGUUCCAACAUUUGCAGACGAUAAUAGAUUUAAAUGGAUUCACUUCUAAACCAAUGGAAGCAGAAUCUGUGGAAAACUAUUAUCAAAUGGGGAACUCAGCAUAUGCACCAUUAAGAAUUGCUCCAAAGUUGACUUUCGCGGAUGCUGUCUCUAAAACAGCGAACCAAAAUCUUACCAGAAGACAGUACAGUCUUAUAAAUCAUCAGGUACAUGAUUAUUAUUAUUACACGAGCUUUAAGUUGAAUAUUUCAUUUAAUGCAAUGAAAUGUGGCCCCACGAAUGACAAAAGUGGUAUUGUGUUUUCAAGGGACAAGUACUCAUUUUUAGAAAGACAAUUGCUAAUGAUACAACACCCGUACGCUCUUGGCCCACUCGAAAGUAGAUAUUCGAAUCCGAUCACAGACUUUCAAACCGAGUCUAAUUUACGCUCAGAUUCUAAUAUAGGCUCUCUUUUAGCAACUAAUAUGUCCCUAGCACCAUCCCAUACGCCUUCACUUAGAUCUUUCACAACUCUUAGGUCAAAAUGCUCUGAUUUCAAAGCGCUCUUUAAAAAAUGA